GCCCUUGACCCGAGGGUAUAAAGCAGGGGGUCUCUGUUCCUCGUUGGACUUUCCCAAACAGCGAAGCAGGAGCUGAGACAGGACCACAAGGACUUGCCGUGGGCCCAGCAUGAUGUCCUAUGGAGAGAGACUGGGGGGACCAGCUGUCUCCCCACUUCCAGUCCGUGGGAGGCAUGUGGUGCACGGGGCAGCCUUUGCUUAUGUGCCCAGUCCACAGGUCCUGCAUAGGAUUCCAGGGACGCCCACCUACGCCUUCUCCGGCCUGAGCCCGGUGACCCUCACAGAGCACAGCUGUCCCUAUGGGGAGGUCCUGGAGUGCCAUGAGCCACUACCUGCCAAGCUGGCCCAGGAAGAGGAGCAAAAGCCAGAGCCCAGGCUGCUCCAAAAGCUUGCCCAGGUUGGCACGAAGCUCCUAAAGGUGCCCCUCAUGCUGGCUUUCCUUUACUUCUUUGUCUGCUCUCUGGACGUGCUCAGCUCUGCCUUCCAGCUGGCUGGAGGGAAGGUGGCUGGUGACAUCUUCAAGGACAAUGCCAUCCUGUCCAACCCAGUGGCGGGGCUGGUGGUGGGGAUUCUGGUGACCGUGCUGGUACAGAGCUCCAGUACCUCCACCUCCAUCAUUGUCAGCAUGGUGUCCUCUGGCUUGCUGGAGGUGAGCUCUGCCAUCCCAAUUAUCAUGGGCUCCAACAUCGGCACCUCCGUCACCAACACCAUCGUGGCACUGAUGCAGGCGGGGGACAGGACCGACUUCAGGCGGGCCUUUGCAGGGGCCACGGUGCACGACUGCUUUAACUGGCUGUCUGUCCUGGCCCUGCUGCCGCUGGAGGCCGCCACGGGCUACCUGCACCAUGUCACUGGGCUUGUGGUUGCCUCCUUCAACAUCCGCGGUGGCCGGGAUGCUCCUGACCUUCUCAAGGUCAUCACAGAACCCUUCACAAGGCUCAUCAUUCAGCUGGACAAGUCUGUGAUCACCAGCAUUGCUGUGGGGGACGAGUCCCUGAGGAAUCACAGUCUCAUCCGGAUUUGGUGCCACACAGACCCAACAGAGGCUUCCACUUCUAUGUCCAGGGCAGAGGCCAACGCCAGCCUUGCAAAUACCACCAGGGAGAAAUGCAACCACAUCUUUGUAGACACGGGGCUGCCGGACUUGGCUGUGGGGCUCAUCCUGCUGGCUGGCUCCCUGGUGGUUCUGUGCAGUUGUCUUAUCCUCCUUGUCAAGAUGCUCAACUCUCUGCUCAAGGGCCAAGUGGCCAAUGUCAUCCAGAAGGUCAUCAACACAGACUUUCCAGCCCCCUUCACCUGGGUCACAGGCUACUUUGCCAUGGUCGUGGGUGCCAGCAUGACCUUCGUUGUCCAGAGCAGUUCUGUGUUCACGUCAGCCAUCACCCCACUCAUCGGCCUGGGUGUCAUCAGCAUCGAGCGGGCCUACCCCCUCACACUGGGCUCCAACAUUGGCACCACCACCACAGCCAUUCUGGCAGCUCUGGCCAGCCCCAGGGAGAAGCUGUCCAGCUCCUUUCAGAUCGCCCUCUGCCACUUCUUCUUUAACAUCUCGGGCAUCCUGCUGUGGUACCCGCUGCCCUGCACGCGCCUGCCCAUCCGCAUGGCCAAGGCGCUGGGCAAACGCACCGCCAAGUACCGCUGGUUCGCCGUCCUCUACCUCCUCGUGUGCUUCCUGCUUUUGCCCUCCCUGGUGUUUGGCAUUUCCAUGGCGGGCUGGCAGGCUAUGGUCGGCGUGGGCGCGCCCUUCGGCGCCCUGCUGGCCUUCGUGGUGCUCGUUAACGUCCUGCAGAACCGAAGUCCCGGGCACCUGCCCCGGUGGCUGCGGACCUGGGACUUCCUGCCGCGCUGGAUGCGCUCCCUGCAGCCGCUGGACCGCCUCAUCACACGGGCCACCCUGUGCUACGCCAGGCCUGAGCCCCGCUCACCCCAGCUUCCCGCCAGAGUCUUCCUGGAGGAGCUCCCGCCCGCCACGCCCUCGCCCCGCCUGGCCCUGCCCGCUCACCACCUCGCCACCCGCCUCUAGGCUGCGGGCCCAGACUGCUGCCUGGAGCAGGGAACGCGGUUCUCACGGAGCUCACGGCGCAGGGGCAGAGGUGUCGACGCGCGUCGCUUGCGGUGUCACCUUUGGUUACCUUGCCCAUAGGUGCGGGGCCACAGCGGGGAGGGAGUUUGUAGCUAAGGGGCAGAGUACACAGACACGCAUCAGGCGGCGGGUGUGAGACCACCGGAUGGUGCAGAAGUCCAUGUGUGCACACUGCGUGGGCACAGGGGUGCGCGUGGGCAGAUGCCUGCAGGGCCUCUGGACGUUGGUGGAGCAGCGAGCUGCGUCCUGUCCUCUGCUCGCAAGCCUUGCACGUGAUGGACAGAAGCACGCCCGCCCUCUGUCCAGUGGGCCGUACCCUGGCCGAUCCUGACAACUGUGGGCGGAAAGGCGUAAAACUUGCACCAGCGCUGAUAAUAUACGGGCUUUAAAAUCA
Messenger RNA from Meriones unguiculatus (Mongolian gerbil), 2477 nucleotides. RefSeq names its product solute carrier family 34 member 1 (gene Slc34a1). Gene Ontology annotation, cellular component: brush border; apical plasma membrane; vesicle. The transcript has 13 exons. The record is from RefSeq and is a predicted model, not a curated record. Gene Ontology annotation, biological process: sodium-dependent phosphate transport; intracellular phosphate ion homeostasis. The coding region runs from base 110 to 2023 and encodes 637 amino acids. NCBI's taxonomy places the organism in Eukaryota, Metazoa, Chordata, Mammalia, Rodentia, Muridae. Gene Ontology annotation, molecular function: sodium:phosphate symporter activity.